AUGGCGCCGACGCCGCGCAAGACACGUCAACUGGAAGUGCUCAUCACGGGAUUUGGGCCGUUCAUGUCGGUGGGCAACAAUCCUUCGUGGCUCGCAGUGAAACCGCUUCACGGAACGUUUCUUGACCUUUCGCACGCUCCUUGUUUGUACGAGGACCGAUCCAGAACGGAUGAGGCCGAUGAGGGUGUAGUAGGAGAGGUGAGGACAAGGGCGAGGGCGAGGAUUCAGACGCUACAAGUGCCGGUUCACUAUGCGUCUGUGUUGGACGUGGUGCCACGGAUUCACGGCAGUCAACCAUGUUCGCCGGCAGCCAAAUUUUGGUAUGAUUCCAGGCUCGAUUCGGAAUUUGGUGGGAGGCGGGACCAGCACUAUCCUGAAGCGUAUCCGAUCGAUGUACCGGAUCCGGUCGGUGGAGCGUUGUGGGAUGUGGUUAUCCACGUCGGCGUUGGAAGGCAAGGUACGCUACGGUGUGAAACGCAAGCACACAAGAGUGGAUACACGAAACGCGAUGCCAACAACGAGCUGGCGCCGCUCCUCUCCCACCCCGGCCGCGCCGAGCACUUGGAAGAACAAGACGGCGCUCGAGGCUUUGGAACGGGGUACGAACAAUUCGACCAGACUCUAUCUACCCGCAUCAGCGUAUCGCAGCUGGUGACGUGGUUGAAGCAACGCGGACUGCGAGACGACGAGGUGGACCAGUCGUUUGAUCCAGGUCGCUACUUGUGCGACUUUAUCUUCUACUGCUCCUUGUGCGAGGCAAAGCGCAUGGGCGAUACCUUGGUUCUCUUCGUCCACGUUCCACCAGCGGACCGCAACUUGUCAGUGCAAAGAUGCACUCAGGCGAUCCGCGCGAUCGCUUGGUUCAUGGCCAGCCACAAGGCAUCCACCCAUAUCGAGAAGGACACCUAG
Mycosarcoma maydis (corn smut) is the source of this 909-nucleotide messenger RNA. RefSeq lists its product as uncharacterized. Gene Ontology annotation, biological process: proteolysis. The record is from RefSeq and is a predicted model, not a curated record. The transcript has a single exon. Lineage: Eukaryota; Fungi; Basidiomycota; Ustilaginomycetes; Ustilaginales. Bases 1 to 909 code for a protein of 302 amino acids.